AUAUUUUUUGGAUUUUUCUAUUUAUAAGAAUUUUUCUAAUGGAUAUAUACUUGUCACUUUUGUACUACUCUAUACUUUGCUAUUUAUCUAAAUUUUUAACAAUAUAUUAUUUCAAGAAAGAAAAGAAAAAUAAAUAAAGGGAACUUUAGUACUCUAUUCGAUGCUUUCUAUUCUGCUGUGGGCCUAGGUUAUGGAUAUGGAGAGUGGGUUGGUAUGUUUGGGGUGGGUUAUUGAAUUAUAGAAAAUCUGAGGUACAGUUCGGCCAACAUCUAAUAAGAUUGUGGCAAGUGACAAUUUUUUAAAUGAUAUAUUUUUUAAAAUCCUUUCUUCUUCUUCUUCUUCUUCUUCUUCUUCUUCUUUUUUUUUUUUUUUGAGUGAAAGAAAAUGAUAAUAUGAGGAUAUGUGCAGCCUAGCUGGAGAAGUGAUUCCCCUUGGAGAAGCGAUUCUUAUUAUUUUUUAACAAUGAGAAACUUUGAGUUAUUAUUAAGAGGGUAGGAAACCACACUAUAGUAGAGAAGUAUUCAUUAAUGAAUUUGAAUAUAUGGCAUAGCUAGGCCUAUUAUGAUUAUUAUUAUUUAUUUAUUUUAUUUUGUAGAAAAAAAUUGUGCAGAUAGUAUCCAGUGGGAAAGUUAAUAGCACAAUGAAAAAUAAUGCAUCAAAUAAGUUACCAUUAUGACUUUUUAUUGUGCAAGUUUAAUUGGUUUUUAAAACCAUGAUCCGAAAUAAUGUUGGGAAAUAGUUGCUUCAUCAUUAGGCAAAAAAAAAAAAAAAAAAAAAAAAAUUAUAGUCAUGAUUUCAAGAUGAGGCACAUUGUAAUACAACUUAUGUAGCUUAAGUUUGUUCUUUAAUUAAAAAAAAUCCACAACCACAGAUGCGAAAAAGUACCUUAGAUUUGGAAUGGAUGACUCACUUGAUAUCAGGAAUCAUAAUGUUAAAAGCAUAAGAAUACUUGCUAGUAUGAUUUAUAUAAAUAUCUUUCGAUUAACAUUAUAUCAAUUGUUUGUCAAUCCAAACAUAAUUCAAUAGAUAAAACAUCUAUUAUCAUUUUAAAAAUUAUUGAUAGUUUCAUCCAAUAAUUACUCCAUAAUUAUUGAACUCAAAAAAAAGUUUUGUUAUUUAUUAUUUUUUUAGUUUAUGGUGAAGUCUACAGAUCUACCACUAAGAAUAACAUCUACUUUAUGUUUGGACAAAGGGCUUUUGUUUGUUUGUUUGUUUUUAAUUUUUUAUUCAUAUUAGGCUAUUUAAACAUUUACUUUAUCAAAGGUAAUUUUUAAUCCAAGUGUAAAAUCCUAAUUUUGAAAAAUUGUCAUUGUGAUGUAAGAAUCGAGAUUUUUUUUGGUUAAUUUAAUAUGACUUCAAAUCGUGUUUAAAGAUAUUUACAUUUUUUUUUUUAUAAUUAUGAAAAUUAAUUUGAAGAAAAAAAGAGAAUAUUGAUAUGACUAGCAUAACAAUAGCCCCACUCUUCGGAAACUAUCCACUAUACUCUAAAAUGAAGAUUCUAAUAAUUGAAAAUUAGGAUUGAGUUUUGAAGGGAUGGUGAAGCAUCGACUGCGAAAAGGAUUAACAAACUCUAAUGGGAUUGAUCUAAAAGCCGAUGAAAUUGCUGAACAGCAGAAGACGACUAAAGCAGAAAUGGAACAAAAGAUGACGAGAAUCUUGAAGCUAAUGAAGAACAAAGAUCAAGGAAAAAGCAGAGGAAUGGCAAAGGACUCGAAGAAAGAAACGGAAGUUGUAGGUCUCGUUGAAGAUCUAUACAACAAUUACCAGUCGAUUUAUGAACAAUAUGGACACCUACGAGAUGAGGCUGAGAGAAUAGUUAAAUCCAAAAAGGAAAAUGAAAAGGAUAACGAAGAUGUCUCUUCUUCAUCUUCAAGCUCCAGUUCCGACUCCGAUUCGGAAUACUUUUCGUCUGAGGAAACAAACACCAGUUUUCAUAAUUUACAGAAUGAACACUCGAGCAACUUGCAUGUUCAAAUUCAAGCCGGUGAACUAGAAAAGCAAAUUGUACAAAAGAAUGAAGCCAUGGCUAAGGUUGAUUUUCUUCAUCGGGAACUAGAUAGCGUACGAAGCCAGAAACGCGAAUUGGAAAAUAGGAAAAACAAGGAGAUAUCCGAGAAUAUGGCUUUGAUAGGAAAUUUGAAAGAACAAUUGGCGGAAAAGAUUGGAGUUGAAAAGAAGAUGCUGGAAGAGAAAGAGAGAGUUCUUGUUCAGAUUAAGGACCUGGAAACGGAAGUAGACACUCUGCAUUACCGAAAAAGGGAAAUAGAAGAACAAAAUAUUCGGAUGAGAUCCGAAAAUCAGUGGCUCAACACUAAGAAUUCCGAAUUGGAGAUGGCAUUGACGAGUAAGGAAACAGAAGCUUCUUCUCAGAUGAUCGCGUUAAUGGAGCAAGUCAAGAGUCUGAAACAGAAAGUGGAUGGAUCACAGGCUGAAAAAACCAAAUUAGGGCAAGAAAUGGAGCGGUACAAACAGGAAUUUUCUCACAAAUUCUCCGAACUGGAGGCAGAAAACAACAAAUUGAAAAGCAAAAUCGUCGAUCAGGAAAGAAUCCUAAAAGAAAAAGACGAAACAAUAAUUACAUUUAACGAGAAAUACAAGCAAGCGAGGAACUGCUUACCUGACGUCGCUUCGAGUCUGAUAGGCGCAGAGAGGAAGAUGGAAGAAUUAGCAGAAGAGCUCCGGAGCGGCCUGGAAGAUAAAAUCCGUCUGCUAUCGCAGAGAAUCCUCGUGGCAGAGCAACUACACAACGAAAGCAGAGAAAACUUCAGAGCAAGAAACAAAAGAUACGAACAAGAGAAGAGACAGUUCGAACAAAAAAUAGAAAAUCACGAAGCGGAACUGAUGAAACUCAGCAACAUGAACGAAUUCGGAAUGGACAGAAUGGCAAGAAAAUUCGAAGAAGAGAGCGGGAAGCUUCUAAAUCACAUAUUAUGGAUCACAAAGGAGCUUACCUUCGCGAAAUACUGGGUAAGAACACGAAACAACGAGUUAAAACAACUGAAAACAAAUUUAACUCGAUUCGUAGCUCAGAUGGAGGAAAAAGAAGAACAGGAAUUCUUGCUAAGAGAGAAACUAUGGAAUCUAGAGGCGAAGAUAAGCAAAGAAGGAGGAGAGAAACUGAACCUGAUCCGAACCUUGGGCCAAUUCGAGAAGAAGAUGACAAAAAUGGAGAACAUACUGAAGGAGAAAGAUGAAGAAGUGUUCCGACUUGCAGAAGAGAAGAGAGAAGUGAUUCGGCAACUAUGCGUUGUGAUUGAUCACCAUCGCAGCCGCUACGAUCAUCUCAAGGACGCCAUGCUUGGGAAGAAGGUCAGAAACAGAAGAAUGAUUUGAUGCUGGGUUUUUCUGUUUUGACAAUCAUAACCUUUUUUGUUCCUUCAUUCUAAAAAUUUUGGGAAAUUGUAAAAGUAAAGCAGCUAUAUAAUAUAUAUAUUACUGAUUGAUUACACACACGUAUAUGUAUUGUUUUAUAAUUUUUAAUUCUUGCUCUGUCCCUCGCUCUCUCGCAUAAUUGCAU
This is a messenger RNA of Benincasa hispida (wax gourd), 3517 nucleotides long. RefSeq lists its product as uncharacterized. The record is from RefSeq and is a predicted model, not a curated record. NCBI's taxonomy places the organism in Eukaryota, Viridiplantae, Streptophyta, Magnoliopsida, Cucurbitales, Cucurbitaceae. Gene Ontology annotation, cellular component: cytoskeleton. Gene Ontology annotation, molecular function: actin binding; structural constituent of cytoskeleton.